Molecule: messenger RNA, 4106 nt
Organism: Prinia subflava (tawny-flanked prinia)
Lineage: Eukaryota; Metazoa; Chordata; Aves; Passeriformes; Cisticolidae
Gene: EEF1D
Product: eukaryotic translation elongation factor 1 delta
Exons: 4
Coding region: 1329-2468 (379 amino acids)
Biological process (GO): translational elongation
Cellular component (GO): cytosol; eukaryotic translation elongation factor 1 complex
Molecular function (GO): guanyl-nucleotide exchange factor activity; translation elongation factor activity
Source: RefSeq, a predicted model, not a curated record
ACCGGGGAGGGAUGCGGGGAUGGGGUGGGGGGGGGGGCGGCGGCGCCUUUGUCUCCGCUCCGGUCCCCCGCAUGCGCGCACCCCACCACGGCCACUAAGUUGCGCCGCUCGUCCCCCCCUUUUCCUUGCCAAGUUGGAUUCGUCCUCCCAUCUCCAUCAGCGCCUUUGGGUUGUACCACUCUGCGAAAAGGGGACAGUACCACCCCGCUGCCCCCCUUCUCACGUCGCUUUCCCCCUUGAGCUGUUCCACUUGGCUUUAAAGGGAGGGAGAAGGGAUGCGCGAAGGGAGACAGCGCUGCGCACGCACAGCGCGGGGCCUCCUCCUUCCUUAACUCCCUCCGUAAAAUACAGAGGAUCAUCCCGAGGGAGGCAGGGAAGUACCGUGGGAGAAGCAGCGAGGUAGCGCAUCCCCCUUUUGGCAGAGUGGUACAACCCACUGGCACUUGAGGAGCUACGAGGACGAAUCCAACUUGAAAACGAAAAGGGGGGGCUGCGCAUCCUAAUAGUUACGGGGGGGGUGGUUCGCGCAUCCCGCUUCCACCCCCCCGUGAUGUUCCACGUGUCCCUUUUAUUGUGGGGGGGACAGGCCCCGCGCUGUGCUUGUCACACGUUAUCUCCCAACAGCGCACCCCCUUCGCCACCCCCCCGCGCGCCACGUGUGGUACGCGCCUCCCCCAUAACCCCCCGCGCGUCGCGCGCCACCUCCCUCUAACCCGGCGGCGGCCAAAGGGAGCGGUGGGGCCUUGAGGGGUCAGCGCUGCCGGAUUCUCCAUGUCUUUGGGGUCCCUUUCCCAGGAUUUAGGAAUUCUCUGUUACAGGUUCUUCCAGGAGAACUGAUGGACACAGAAGAGAAAUGACAUUUUUUCAUAUUUUUCCUUGUUUAGAAACUUUAUUUUCUAAGAAAUUUGAAGUUUUUCAGGACUGAACAUAAGGUUUGGCUGCUUGGUUUGGAAGCAAAAAGAUGCUGAAGGAAUGUUUGGAAUCACCCCAAAAUUGGGAUCCUGACUUGCAUCAACACAUGCCAGGACUGGGAUGGCAGCUUGGGAAUUCUCAGGCUGCUGGGAUGGGAAAAUCCUUUUGGAUAACAUCACAAUAAUGUUCCUUUCCUUGUUAUUAAAAUGCAAAUAAACUCUUUCUCUGUGCUGUUCACGAAUGUCAUGGAGUUCUGGAAAGUUCAUCGGCUCCAAACUUCAUUAAAUGUGUUAAUUAGUUAAGCCAUUAAUUAUUAAAUAAAUGAUUUGGCUGAGAAGCUGCUGCACCUACAGAAAUCGGAAUUUUUCUCUAAUUUUAUCCUGCUUUUUUUUAAUGCUGUCAUAGGAGCAAAAAAAAUGAGGACACGGAAAAAUCCCUGCUCCGUGGACAAAGCUUGGCUGGAAAAGCACCGGAACGACGAAGCCGAGCGGGAAGCGCCGGAGCGGGAAGCGCCGGAGCCCGAGGCCGUCAACGGGAUCUGCCACGAAGAUUCCAUCGAGGGGGAAUUCAAGGGGGACCCGAAAAAACCCAGGAAUGGCAAAAAGCAACGGAAACGGAAGCGCUCCCCGAAACCCAGAGCUCCGGAUUCCAAGCUGGAGGCGAUCCUGGCGGGAAUGUCGGCGGAGCGCGUGUGGUUUGACAAGCCCUUGUACGACCGCGCCGAGAGCGCCUACAGGAGAAAACUAGCGGGUUCCCAGAGUUGGGAAUCACCCGAGACUGGGAAAACGGCUCAGGAAUCUCCUGCUGCCGCCAGGUCGAAGGCCAGCCAAGAUAUUCCCAAGGCAAGGAUGCUCCCGGCAUGUUCCCACGGGAACCUGGCCGCCUGUCACCACGUCGUCCAAGGGGUUUGGGUCAACAAGCUUGACUUCGAUAAGGCCGAGAGGGUCUUCAUGGAGAAAUCCCAGCUUUCCCUUCCUCCCGACGUCCUGGCUGUCCCAUCCGCGUGGGUGAAUUCCAGGCUGGGAACGCCGGACGAGGGCUACGGCACGGCUUUGCCCACUCCCGCCACGCCAGGCUUGGCUCCCGCCAUUCCCGUGGCCUCCAUUCCCAGUUUGCCCAGCUCCGACCAGCAGACGGUCAACGGGAAGCCGCAGAUUUCCAGCUGGGAAGUUCUGGCUUCCGAGGUGUGGCUGGAGAAGCCUCUCUACGACGACGCCGAGAAGAAUUUUUACGAGAAGAUGUUGGACGGGCACCCCUCGGAUAAAACCCAGCGCGGCUGCCCGGAAGCAUCCAAGAGCCACAACCCCGGGAAGCAAACUGGAAUCGCCGCCAACCCCCAGCUUCCCGAUAUUCCCAAGGAAAACCCCACCUGCUUUUUCCUGCAUAAGGACAGCGAAUCCGUGUGGCUGAACAAGGUGACCUACGACAGGGCCGAAUCCCGGUAUUUCGCCCUGGAAGCGGCCAGGGCAGCGGAGAAAACGGGGAUCCAGGAAUCUGCUGCAGGAAAUCCCUCCCAUCCAGCUGCUCCGAGCAUUCCCGCUCCGGAAAUGAAGUAGGAGAAAUUUGUUUGGGGGUAACGCCCGUGCGAAAGAAACAGCCGGGUCGGGAUUGAGCCGGAAGGAAUUUGCAUGUGGAGAAGACUGGGUGGACCUGGAGAUGAUCACAGUGGGCUGGGAGCAGUGGGGAAAAUCCUUCAAGGAAUUCCCCUUCUCCUGAGGAAUUCUGAUGGAUAAAGGCUGUGUUUGUGUGGAGCUGUGAAUGUUUAAAGGCAGGGCUGGGAAGUGAGCUCGGUAUCCCCCUUUUUGCGUGGAUACAGCACCAUCCUCCUUUCCAUCCUCUCAUUCCAUGUCAAAAUCAGCAUCAUGACCAGGAUCCAGCUUGAAGAAGGUGUGGAAAUGACUGGAAUACAAUUUAGGGAAUCACUCUAGCAUGAGCGUGUGCUGUAGUUUGGUUUUUUAGGGAAUUAAAAUUCAGUCUGUGGAUUUUUGGAAUGCCCUUGGAUCCUCUCCAAAGGCAGAGCUAAGGUAGAGACAGAUAUUCCUGGGAAAAAAAAACUCUUGGAGCGUCUGUCUUUAUUUCUGACGCUUCUGAUCCAUGAGUUUUGUUGGGAUUUGUUGGAAAGCUUGCAGGAUCUUGGUGUCAAGGGAUUUAGGGGUUAAAUACCUUUCACCCGAUCCUGUUUGGGAUCAUUUCCUCUUUAGCUGGUCAGAACUGGAUAUUUGGGAAAAUCCACGUGUCUCUGUGAAAACGUGGGAUAAAUUUGUCUGUAUUUGGGAUGUUCUGUGAAUGAUCCUGGUUGGAAUUCCAGCAGGUCCUGGACAUUUGGGUUUGGAGAGUGAUUUUGCUGUGUCUGGUGGCCUCUGGUGUCUUCCAAGUGGGUAGAUGAGAUAAGAAAGGAUUUGACUUCAGGAAAAUCGUUUUUUGGCUUCUUUGGAAGUUUUAUGGAAAACUUGGGAUUGGGAUGACAAGGAGAGGCUUUGUGGAGCCUGCUCCAGUUGUGAUUUUCUUGUUCUGCUCUCCACCUCCUCAAACUUCUGCUGCCUCUGUCCCUGUCCCUGGAAUUCAGAGCACUUCCUCUUUUCUGAGUUCUCUGUUUCCCUUCAAAUUAGGAAUUUAAUCCACCUUUGGAAGCUGCUCUAUAAAAAUUCCCCACUUCCCAGCAGGAUUUGAGGUGUUUUGUGCUGUUUUUCCAUGUACUGCCAGGUCUGUCCCUUCCAAGUGCUGCUGAUUUUUCCUCAAAGAUUUCCCAGAGAACUUAUGGAUGCCCCAUCCCUGGAAGUAUCCAGGGAAAAGUUGGAUGAGUCUUGGAGCAACCUGGGAUAGCUGAAGGUGUCCCAUGGCAGGGAGUUGAAACUAAACGAUCUUCAUGCUCUUUCCCAACCCAAUCCAUUCCAUGAUUUCCAUUCCCUUUCUGUUUUCCUACACAAGACAUUUUCCUUAGCAUCAACUAGAAAUUCGUGUUUCUUUGGAGGGGUUUUUUUAUGGAAUAAAGUCUGGAUCAGCUGAUUCAUCCCAUCCCCACUCCAUGCUCAGGUCAGGCAGGUGGGUGAUUAAUCUGUCCUGCUCUUUUAAGAGGAUCCUGGACACUUUAAUCCACAGCCGAGCUGCAGGCACAGAGAAACCGCUCCUGGCGAGCUGUUAACCUUCAGUCCUUGCAGGAAUUCACUCCUUGUGGAUAUUUUUCCCCCUCCUUU